UACUCCUUUGCCACAGGGGUGAUGCAAUGCUGUCAGAGCAAGAAAAGUUCCGUUACUGAACAAUACAUUUCCAGUACUCAGGUCCAGCGACUGUCAAGCCAACACCUUAACCGUUACACCAAGAUGAGGUCUUGUGUUAAGGUGACGGACAGAGGCUUGCCUUUUUACAAAAUGACAGCUGAGAAAGAAAACACGAGUUUGAAUGUCACUACUGCAAUUGUGACAGAUAACGACGACAAACUACAGCUAAUGAAAGGUGCAGCUUUCCUGACGACUGUCGCAUCUGCUGGGAUGAUAGCAGGAUUCGGCUCCACGUUAGCCUUGGCCAAGAAAAAGAGUCCAGGCUGGUUUAGCAAGGGAACAAUGGCCACUGCUGCAGUACCGGAGACUGGGGCGUCCCUGGCUCUCCGUGCCCUGGGGUGGGGCUCUCUCUACGCCUGGUGUGGAGUGGGCCUGCUCGGUGUCGCGGUCUGGAAAGCCAUGGGGGUCCAUAGUCUAACAGAGUUCAGGCAGAAGAUGCAGUCUGUGUUCCCAGCUAUUCCCAAAAACGAGGAAGGACCGGCCAACUCGGAGGAAUGGGACUCCAUCUUCAGAUCUAGCUGACAUUCUCCCUGUCUGGUUCAGGGCAGCCUUAAUAAACCACUGUGAUUUAAACAACAAUUACUGUGGCAUGGGCUGUUGGUCACUGUGUUGACAAGGAAAGGAACUUGAGGAGCUUGGCAUCCACUGGCUGUACUUGCAGGUUACUGGGCUCAUUCACCGAUGCUCAUCUGAAGUCCAUGAAGAGUACUCCUUGUGUGGAAGAGAAAUCAUGAACUAAACUACUGGAUUGAGGCAUCACGGUUAAGCUCCCUUGGAUAAUCUUAAAUAUUAAGAUCACAGGAGCGCAGGACUGUCUUGUACUAGUAUAGGAGUUCGGCUUAGUGCCAGUCUGUGUGCUCUUGCCAACUCCAUUGCUCGUUGUCAAACAAAAUGUUUUUGUCAUGCCAAUGAGUGACAACUUAACAUGAUAGCACAAACAGACCAGCACAGUAUUCCUAGGCAGCAACUGCUUUCUAAUAUUGUAUUCCAAGCAUGGUGAACAGAACUCAAAUUAAGGCCAAAAGAUUGAAAAAGUAAUCUCUGUGGAUGUUUGGGUUUCUUCAUAGGCCAUCGUGAUAUAAUUGACACUUCUAUUUUUGUUAUAUGAAACUAAAAAAGCUAAAUGUGUUUGCGAAGACGAGGCACCUGCCUGGUUUCACUUAAAACAGAUUGAACCAUCAUCCAAUGUAACACCGAUUUAAGUGUUUGCCGUCAGCUAUUCCCAUGAAAGACAAGUAUCAAAGCGAGAACAGACCUGAACUAUUUUAAACUGUCCUGGCUAGCCGUAGAAAUACGUGUGCGUCGUCAUAAAUGUGCGUGUGACUGCCGCCCCUGAUGUUUUCACACACAAAGUUGAAAGAGCGCGUCAUGCCAACAUUUGAUGUUACAGCUGACCUGACACUUCUCCGUGUAUGAGGACUUCAUUAAAGUGUUAUUUCUGUCGUG
Salvelinus fontinalis (brook trout) is the source of this 1527-nucleotide messenger RNA. RefSeq names its product transmembrane protein 242 (gene tmem242). Bases 22 to 603 code for a protein of 193 amino acids. Lineage: Eukaryota; Metazoa; Chordata; Actinopteri; Salmoniformes; Salmonidae. The record is from RefSeq and is a predicted model, not a curated record. The transcript is spliced from 6 exons.